GGCGGCGUUAAUGUCUGGUAAGGUGUAGUCAGCGGCUCCGUCACCGACAUCACCGCGUCUUUCAGAGCCUGCUGGAGCUCCGUGUUGUCCGUCUGGAGGGGUUUCAGUCCGGUCGGGUUUCCUCUCGAGCCGCGGGAUGGCCGUUUUAACCAGCAAGGCCCUUCACGAGCAGCUGGCCAUCAUCAUGGGCGCGCUGACCAAAGCGGCGGUGGCGGAGAUCUGCGCGGUCGUGGACGAAGGUUACGCGGUGCUGCAGAUGGAGAUCACCCGGAGCCACAAGGAGAACGAGGACCUGAAGAAGAAGCUGCACCUCAUCGAGUCCAUAGUGGUCCGGGGGAGCGGCGGGGGGAAGGCGGCGUCCGCGGCAGAGCCGGAGCUCGUACCGGCCGCGGAGGGCGCACAGCAGGCGGAAAAGCAGCAGCAACAGCGGGAAAGUGACGGAGGAGACACCGCUGCUGCUGCCGGAGGAGAAGGAGGAGCUGCCGCGGUGGUCCGGGAGGAGCUUCCAGAUGUGGUGUUGAUCAAAGACGAAGACUCGGACAGUAACGACAGCUUUGAGGAAGAUAAUAAAACCGCCGCUGACAGGGAGGUGGCUGCAGCCAGAGAGGGCGUCACGUCGACUCCCGUCGGGCGGGGCAUGAAGAGACACUGGCCGGGGAGCGAAGCAGGUGACAGGACGUCGUCCUCUGAGCAGCUCGCACUGAAAGCAGGGACACAGAAGAAGAAGUCCGUCUACACUCUGGACUCGCCCCGCAGCGAGCCGGGCCGCUCCGGCCAGCUUGGCGGCGAUGAGAUGGACGCCGGCGAGUCUGUCUGUUCCUACUCCUCACAGAUGGACCCGAGCGUCCAGCUGGUCCACCAGGAGUGCUCGCUGGUCUCGCCGAGUGCUAACAGACAAACGGCCUACUUUGGUAACAGCGCUCUGAUGGAGUCUCAGUCUCCCGGAAACAGAGCAGAACUGGAUCACAGCCUGAUGUGGACCAAACAACCGAAAAAUCAGAUGACUUUCGCUCAGUUUCACCAAAACGAAAACAUUGAUGGCGACGCUUUCGGGAUCAAACUGGUCAGCGUCUCAGGCUCGACCUCCACAGACUGUCAGCUGUCUGAAAACAGCAACUCUGCGUUUGAGUACGAGGACGCCGACAUGAUGAACUUCGCCCUCUACAGGGAUCAGCCGGGUCACUCUCAGCCGAGCGCCGGCGCCCGGGCGAAGCGCCUCAUGUGCUCCAUCUGCAACAGGACUUAUGCCACAUCUCAGAACCUGGACGUUCACAUGCGGAUCCACACGGGCGAGAAGCCGUUCAGCUGCGACCAGUGCGGCAAGAAGUUCACGCAGUCGGCUCACCUGAAGUCGCACCUGAGCGUUCACUCUGGAGAGCGGCCGUACACCUGCACGCUCUGCUCCAGGAGCUUCAUCGUCAAGUACAGCCUCAAGUUACACAUGAAGAAAUGUCAUCCCAACGUCUGAGAGAACGAGUCAAACGUUCUGUAAAUAUCCGGUUUUACAAGGAAGAAAAGUUACUUACAGUUCAGAAGUAAUUUGUUUUCCAAAGGUGCAGAAGGAAAAUGUUUCAUUAUGUUAUUUCAACAGCAACAGUGAAUUUGAAUGAUUGACAAAAAAUUAAUCAGUAACUAAGAUAUUGAUUAAUCACUUUAAUGUCCUUUUUCAAGCAGAAAUGACAAUCAUUUGAUGGUUCCAGAACCGAACAGUUUGAAGCUUCAUUCUUAAUGUUGACAUUUGAGUUCAUAAAUCAAUGAUUUCUUUUAUUGUUUAUAUUUUGUCAUGUCUAUUCAUUCUUUUUGACUUCAGUUGCAGACAAAUAUUAGGCUACACUAACACUGUUAGUAUUACACUAUCUGUGCUGUAAGUCCUGGUGAUUGAGAAGCUCAUUAUGCAUAUGUGAUGGGGGAGGCCAGCUCAGUUGGGGGAUCAGCAAUUGUAUCAGGGUGGCCUUAGCCCCCCACUUGGUGGCACCCCUGGCCAGAGUAAAUUCGUGAACACAUAUGUCACACUAACCUCUGCGAUGGCUGGAACUGCUUCUCCUUGGCGAUCUGAUGUCAGACGAUCGUGAUGAUGAUGAUGAUGAUGCUUGUAGCAUCUUCAUGUCCUGAAACCUCUCACCAAACACCGGGAGGAGUUUUCACUCAGCAGCAGAUUCAGGUGUUGGAGCAGCAUCUGUUCCAGCAGAGUAGGAACAUGCAGUGUUUCCUCUUUAGCUUUAAUUUCACUUCACAUGAUUUCACAUGUGACAGCAGAGAGCUGAGGAGCUGCUGGAGCUCCAGGUUCAGCUCUGAGAGGUUAACGUCCACCAUGAAGGUCAAAUCACACAGACGUGAGAUCACUGAGUUUCCACUUCAGGUUUUCUUUCUUCAUUUCUAUGAAUUAUUCCAGACAAACUGACACUUUCUCCGGUGUUAGCAGCUUGUUAGCAACAAGGCUCCUUCACUAAUUCUCCUUCUGGAUGAGGUUUUAGCUUCUUAGCUGUUAGCUUGCUCAGCACUAACCUGCCUGCAGAACAGCGGCUCUGUCAGGACGUGGUCUGUGAAAGCUGCUUGUUGAGCAUCAAACUCCACUGAAGAGCGUUAACUUCAUCCAGGAGCGUUUGUCCUGGAGCUUGUCCAGGUUAGCAUGUUUGUAGCUGUGAUGACUCUGGAGAUUCAGCUUCUUCAUCACUGUGAGCUUGUUGCCUCAAACUAACUGAGACACUUUGGUUUGUCUUUUACUCAAACACACGAUUGUCCUUUUUCUUUUGUAAAGUGCGACACUGCGUAUCUACUUACGGUUUUCUUGACAGCCGCCAUGAUGCAUUGACGUGAUAGCAACGCGACGCAGGUGUUGCGUUCGGGGACCGCUCGGAAGAAGCAGUCUAUUGUAUUUUAUUCUAAAAUAGCUAGUUGUUUUUUUUAUACACAUGAAUUGCCUCGCGGGCUGGUCAAAUGGUGUGGCAUACCCCACCACUGCUAUGGACCAAACAAGAAAUCAAGAAAAUAAUUGGCAGAUUAGAGCAUCUCAUUUAUCAAAUGGGAGACACAUGAUUUUGGAAUGAAACCUAAAAUUUGCCAAGUUGCUAAUGAGCUGUGCCUCUGCAGUUAAAAGGGUUGUUUAUAGUGUACAGGUCAAAAACAAUUUCAUGGAAGAAUAAAAAGUUGUGUAAAAAGUUUGUGUCAUUCUUGGCUAAUAAAAUAAUCUCAGAAGU
Chelmon rostratus (copperband butterflyfish) is the source of this 3197-nucleotide messenger RNA. Its product is annotated as B-cell CLL/lymphoma 6 member B protein-like. Gene Ontology annotation, cellular component: nucleus. Lineage: Eukaryota; Metazoa; Chordata; Actinopteri; Chaetodontiformes; Chaetodontidae. The coding region runs from base 137 to 1468 and encodes 443 amino acids. The record is from RefSeq and is a predicted model, not a curated record. The transcript has 3 exons.